Selaginella moellendorffii is the source of this 1791-nucleotide messenger RNA. RefSeq names its product pentatricopeptide repeat-containing protein At2g35030, mitochondrial. Gene Ontology annotation, biological process: RNA modification. The record is from RefSeq and is a predicted model, not a curated record. NCBI's taxonomy places the organism in Eukaryota, Viridiplantae, Streptophyta, Lycopodiopsida, Selaginellales, Selaginellaceae. Gene Ontology annotation, molecular function: protein binding; RNA binding. The coding region runs from base 1 to 1791 and encodes 596 amino acids. The transcript has 3 exons.
AUGCUGAACGAUCGCAUUCCUUGUUGCACCAUUGCAUUGUAUCUCCGGAGGAUUUCCCUGUCUGAUCCAGCGAAGCGAUCCUUGCGCGGAGCUCUGGCGCGGCUGUGCAACACACGAGCUAUAGCCGAGGUUGGAAACAAAGGGAGACUUACAUGGGAUUGGAGAGCGUCGCGCCCAGCGCCAUGCGGAGGCGUAUGGAUCAUCCCCAAGUUUCUCAUCCGUGGAAUCCAGUUCUCGGCACAAAAUGCGAGAAUUUCCCAGGACAGCGUCACGGCGGAGCUGCAAGCUUGCGCCGAGGCCAAGAACCUGCGAGAGGGGCGACGAAUCCAUGCCCAGAUCGCGCAGAGCCCCCAUCUCUCCGCCAACAAUUUCGUGAUGAAUCAGGUGAUGCGGAUGUAUGGCAAGUGCGGCAGCCCCGAGGAAGCGCGCGGGGUUUUCGAUUCGCUCGCUUGCCCCAACCGGUAUUCGUGGAACAUCCUCAUCGCGGCAUUUUCCCAGAACGGGCAUUUGGAGGAAGCCAAGCAAAUGUUCGACCGCUGCCCUAACAAGGGCGUGGUGACGUGGAAUGCCCUCUUCCAGGCAUAUGCUCAGAAAGGGCAUUUUCUGCAAGCCAAGAAUGCAUUCGAUUCCAUGCCAGAGAGGGACGCCAUCUCGUGGAACUCGAUGCUCGCCGUGGCCUCGCACCACAAUCGCGUAGAGUAUGCCAAGAAGAUCUUCGAUUCAAUGCCGGCACUGAGCGUGCGGGCGUGGAACACGAUCUGCCAAGCAUUUGCCUUAGCGCGGGAAUUGCCCGAUGCCAAAGAGGCGUUUGAUUCAAUGCCCGAGAGAGAUGUGAUCGCGUGGACGACGAUGCUCAAUGCGUUCGCCGAGGAAUCGGAGGUGUCAUGGGUUAGGUUUUUGUUCGAUCGAAUGCCGGCGUGGGACACUCCCGCUUGGAACGCGCUCGCGCAGGCAUAUGCCCUAGCCGGUGACGCCGCGGGUGCCAAGCGCGUGUUCGAUUCCACGCCCCAGCGCGACGUGGUGACAUGGACGGGGCUGCUCAACGCCGUCGCUCAGGGCGGGAAUGUCCAGCAGAUUGAGUUCCUGUUUGAGAGAAUUCCAUUCCGGAAUGUGGUGACGUGGAAUAUCCUUGUUCAGGCAUAUGCCCACUCUGGGUAUCUGGAGAAAGCCCGUGCUACCUUUAACGCGAUGCCUACCAGCAACAUUUCCUGGAAUCUCAUGCUAAACGCUUAUUCCGAUAGCGGCCACGCUAGCGAAGCCAAGGAGCUGUUUGAUAGGAUCCCUGACCGGGACGAUGUGUCGUGGACGAACGGGCACGCAGUGGAGGCGGUGAUGGUGUUUAGGGCCAUGGCGCUCGAGGGCAUCGCGCCAGAUCUCAUUGGCUUCUCCACUGCGCUGACGGCGUGUAGCCAUGGCGGAUUGCUUGCCACAGGCUGGCAAAUCUUCGUGUCGAUGCGCUGUGAUUACGGAUUGAAGCCCGGGAAGGAUCACUACCGGUGUAUGAUCGACAUUCUUGGUAGAUCGGGGAGGAUUAUCGACGCGGAGGAGCUGAUUCAUAGCAUGCCCUUCCUCCCCGACGAGAUCGCGUGGGCGAGCUUGCUCUCUUCUUGCAAGAUCCAUCGCAAUGCCGCAGCUGGGGCUCGUGCGGCGGCGGCAGCGCUUCGAUUUGAUGCCAGGGAGCCGGCCACAUUCGUGCUGAUGCAGGAUCUCUACGCCGCCGCGAGCAUCAAGAAAGAAAUCGCGGAUCCCUGGAUCGGGGAGAUUAAUGGGGAGUUGGAAGAAUAUGGAUGA